AUGUCAAAAAUAACUAAUUCGACAUUUCAAUGUGCUAAUACAACUUGUCUGCCAUUUGUCACUAAUAUUGUAUCGAACAUUCUCAAAUGUAAAAUGAAUUGCUUAGCUCAAACUUAUUGUCGAGCAAUUACUUUUCAUCAACUAACUUCGACAUGUCAAUUAUUUGAUAAUAUACCAAAUCCAAAUGGAAAUAUGUUAGCUGAUACAAAUACUAUUACUAUGAUUGUCAUUGUUGGAACACGAAAUCCACCUGAACCGACAACAACAUCCACAACGUCCACAACAACAACAUCCACAACAUCAACACCAUCGACAGCCUCAUCAACAAUAUCUAACGUAAUAGCAGGAAGCGGAAGUCCCUAUACUUAUCGAGGCAAUAAUGGACAAUAUUAUUCUUUUUCGAUAACAGGAUCUUUGGGUGGAGGCGUUUGGGGCUCAGAUAUUUAUACAGAUGAUUCAAAUCUUAAUGUUGCUGCUGUACAUGCUGGUUAUGCUCAAAACGGAGUGACAACUACAGUCGUCGUCAAAAUUUUACCUGGUCAAAGUAGUUAUACAGGUACUACUCGAAACGGCAUCACUACUGCCAGCUAUGGAUCUUUUGGUGGUAGUUAUAGUGUUGUUGGCAACUCUGGAUGA
This is a messenger RNA of Adineta ricciae, 636 nucleotides long. NCBI's taxonomy places the organism in Eukaryota, Metazoa, Rotifera, Eurotatoria, Adinetida, Adinetidae. The record is from the annotation of a GenBank genome assembly.